AUAAUUCCGUUUAGCUUCAAGUAAUGACACAGUUAUUGUUUGUGAGAGGAAUCGUUACAUGUAUGCACUGUGCUCAUAUACGACACAUAUUAAUACAGAUAGAAAUACGGGUGAUGCAGCUGUGUGAAUGCUGGAAAGCAGGCUUCUAAAAUUGGUUUGCAGCUGCGUCUUUUUUUAGCUGCCACGGACUUCAGGGAGUCCAACCUGCUGCCUUGGGUUUUGGAAAGCAGCGUGCAGUAACUUUAGUGAAUGGACGCUGGUGUUUGAUACAGGACCCUCUUAGCUGCGACUGCGCUAAAACUUGCAACAACAAAGUAGCAGAGACUAGGUGACUGUGGAGCACUUCUGUUUGCAGCCCCGGUGUCAAUUUAUGUGUGUGACCGCCUGGUGGAGCUUGAUUUCGGGGAACGGCGCGCUGCAAUGGACCGCGGAUCUGCUACACUGGAGCACUAUAAGGCAGCCAUGUUGCUGAGUGGUGUUGGUGAUGCUCUGGGAUACAGGAACCAGCUGUGGGAGUACAAUGAGUCUGGACCAGCGAUUCACCAGGAACUGAAGGAGCUUGGUGGUCUGAAGAACAUCAAGGCCGAGCUCCCUGACUGGCCGGUUAGCGACGACACAGUUCUGCAUCUGGCAACGGCUGAAGGGCUGGCAACUGGGAAGACGGGGGAGGAGCUCAUGCAUGAGGUGGCUGCUCGAUAUGUGGAGGGGAUGAAAGACAUGGACGGGAGGAAACCAGGGCCCUCAAGCAUUCUGGGAGUCUCCCAGCUGAAGCCUGGAGAUGAAGGGGGCUAUAGAGUGCCCUAUAACCCAGAGGGGACUGGCUGUGGAGCAGCCAUGAGGUCCAUGUGCAUUGGCCUCAGGUAUCCAAAGCCUGACCAGCUGUUGUCGUUGGUAGCAGUUGCCGUGGAGACAGGCAGGAUGACCCAUCCUCACCCGACUGGUUUCCUGGGAGCCGUAGCAUCAGCCCUUUUUACGGCGUACGCUGUUCAGCGCAGGCCUAUUACGACUUGGGGUCUAGGCCUAAUCAAUGAGGCCUGUCCAAUAGCAAAGAGCUUUGUUCAAGGUCGAGGCUUCGCAGUGGAGGAGACGGAGAGAGACUGGGGCUACUUCUGUGAUAAGUGGCAGUGGUACCUGGAUUUGAGGGGCAUCUCUCACGGGGUGGGGCCUGCGAUUUGGCCCUCCUCCUACGGCCCAGCUGAGAGAGACGAAGCCUACAAGAGCUUCAGCCUGUCGGGCUGGGCGGGACGCAGCGGCCACGACGCUCCGAUGAUAGCGCUGGACGCCCUGCUGGGGGCGGGUUCAGAUUGGGAGGAGUUGAUGAGCAGAGCGGGCUUCCAUGGAGGCGACAGUGAUAGCACAGCAGUGAUUGCCUGCUGCUGCUGGGGUCUCCUCUACGGCACCCAGGGCGUCCCUGAAGCCAACUACUCCAACCUGGAAUACCGGGACCGACUGGAGCGCAGCGCCGAGCAACUCUAUGCCCUGUCACACUGAGAAGGCCGCCACAGCCUGCUGCACUGACAGUGUCCAAACAUCUUGCAUCUUGAAACUAAGCCUCGCACUCUGACACACUAAUGUAGAGCUAGUUGGUGCGCUCGGCAGGACAUCGAUCUAGUGCUGUCACAUAGCCACAAAGUGUGGUGUCAUACUUGCCUGAAGGGGAAGCAGUGUCCCGCUAACCCAAAGAGUCAUCUCUGCCACAACGACUGUCUCAUGAUAUUGGCACUGAGGCUGGUGUGUAAAGAGGGGUCCCCCUAGUGACCAUUAUAAAUUAACAUGCAGAGUUGCAGCGAGUGGAAUGAAUUCAAACUAAUGAGAAUGUGACGACAAUACAAAAAGUCCCCUAGGAGGUAAUUACUUCGUUUUGUCAGCCUGACAUAAUAGCAAAUGCUUAGUGAGCUUCAAAUUAAACGUGCUCUUGUUAUUGUCUAAUGAAAAAUACAUUUCUGUGUCUCAUUAUAAUUAACUGUAACUGCAAUACUCUAGACAAGCACAAUUAACGAUACAAUAAAUUAAACAAAGCUUUGUAGUUGAGUUGAAAACUUUA
Messenger RNA from Siniperca chuatsi (mandarin fish), 2044 nucleotides. RefSeq names its product ADP-ribosylarginine hydrolase (gene adprh). The coding region runs from base 421 to 1491 and encodes 356 amino acids. The record is from RefSeq and is a predicted model, not a curated record. Lineage: Eukaryota; Metazoa; Chordata; Actinopteri; Centrarchiformes; Sinipercidae. The transcript is spliced from 9 exons. Gene Ontology annotation, biological process: protein de-ADP-ribosylation. Gene Ontology annotation, molecular function: ADP-ribosylarginine-[protein] hydrolase activity; magnesium ion binding.